Messenger RNA from Acanthosepion pharaonis, 1047 nucleotides. Lineage: Eukaryota; Metazoa; Mollusca; Cephalopoda; Sepiida; Sepiidae. The record is from the annotation of a GenBank genome assembly.
AUGGUUAAAAAGAAACGCGCCAAAUUCUCUGUCUCUCUUUCUCUCCUUAUCUAUCUAUGUAUCUAUCUACCUCUACCUCUCUCGCUCUCUUUCUAUUUAUCUAUCCAUCUAUCUACCUCUACCUCUCUCUCUCUCUCUCUAUCUAUCUAUCUAUCUCUACCUCUCUUUCUUUUUAUUUAUCUAUCUCUAUCCCUCUCUCUCUUUAUUUAUCUAUUUAUAUAUCUCUACCUCUCUCUCUCUAUUUAUCUAUCCAUCUAUCUAUCUAUUCCUCUCUCUCUCCCUCUCUAUCUAUCUAUCUAUCUCUACCCCUCUCUCUCUCUUUAUCUAUUUAUCUAUCUGUCUAUCUCUAACCCCUCUCUCUCUCUCUCUCUUUCUAUUUAUUUAUCUAUCUCUACUCCUCUCUCUCUCUCUCUCUCUAUUUAUCUAUCUGUCUAUCUCUACCUCUCUCUCUCUAUCUAUUUAUCUGUCUGUCUAUCUCUACCUCUCUCUCUCUCUCUUUCUAUUUAUCUAUCUCUACCCCUCUCUUUCUUUAUCUAUUUAUAUAUCUGUCUAUCUCUAUCUCUCUCACUCUUUCUAUUUAUCUAUCCAUCUAUUUAUCUAUACCCCUCUCUAUCUAUUCAUAUCAUCUAUCUAUCUAUCUAUCUAUCUACCCUCUCUCUCUCUCUCCUCUCUCUCUCUCUCUCUCUCUCGUUAUGUCUCUAUCUAUCUCUACCCCUCACCAUUUCACUGCACUCCAUCAUUACGGAUCGAUAUUACUGCUACCUGUAUUCAAUUUCAGCUCGGCUCCCACCCACGCUCCUCCUGACAUAUCGUUCACUCCCCCUUCCACCCUUUACCGAAGGCCCCCACCCCCACCCCCGCUGCCUCUCCUCCUCGCCACAGGAUUUGUUUCUUGUCUUACUCUUCAAUACUAAUUUUUUUUUCCUUUCAUUCAUUCAUUCUUUCCCCCCCAAAAAAAAAUCAUUUCUACUUUUCUAUCUGCUUGCCGAUACGGUAUUUGUUUUUGUUCCCCCCCCGCUUUCUGUAAUGCUGUUGUAUCUUACUUGA